This is a messenger RNA of Gigantopelta aegis, 2576 nucleotides long. Its product is annotated as methyltransferase-like protein 24. The record is from RefSeq and is a predicted model, not a curated record. The transcript has 8 exons. NCBI's taxonomy places the organism in Eukaryota, Metazoa, Mollusca, Gastropoda, Neomphalida, Peltospiridae. The coding region runs from base 456 to 1439 and encodes 327 amino acids.
GCCUGUUGUUGUUUCUUCCCGUCUAACCUGUAGGGGAUUGCUUUUUGGUUAUUCCAUUUAUUGGGUACUACUGUUAACGACUGACUGGUUUUUGCUCGUUUUGUUUUCUGGUUGGGCGGGUUUAGUUAUUUUAGUUUUGACAAAUUCAGCCACGGUGGGGUUUUUUUUUUUGACUGGUCGCGGGCUCUUGAGUUUACGUUUCUUGGUCUUAGCUGGGAGAAAGGGUGUGUCCGUCUCUGAUUGGUGGGAUUUUGAUGCCCAUUGAGUUACUUUGUCCUGAAUGUUGGGAGAACCUGUUCACGUUGAUUGAUGAUUAGUUAGUGUCUAUAGCGAGGUAGUGGCUUCGCGGCUGGGUGAUUUCGUCGCCGGUUUUAACUGUUCUGCUUUACUGAUUACGGGGCUGCAUCCAGCGGUAAAUACACAGUUCAAAAAAGAAUACCUGCUAGGACUACACCAUGCAAAUCACACGUGGCAUUAUGAACGGACGUUACCUCAAGGUGCUUGUUCUGUGUAUCAUCGGCGGGGUUGUUCUCCAUGUAUUCUCCACGCUGCUGGAUAUGAAAAAUACAUCUAAUAAACUCCAGACAUUGCUAACGGAACUGUCAAAAGAACGGAAAGACGUCCCGUUUCCGAAACCGUUAACUAGUCGACCGUUCUCAGGUCGUAAAAUGCCAGAUGUUGAUACCUCGGUCCUUGCCGGUGUGAGGAAGAAAGGACUGGUUAAAAAUCUGCCACGUGGUGAACAGUUGAAAGCCAUGGAUGCAGAUGGAAUUUGGAAAACGUAUCACAGUUACACGGACAACAUCGAUAUUAUUUGUGAACGUCGACUUAGGAUGGGUAAAAUAGGAAAUGGAGGCUGGGAAGUGUGUGAUGAUCCACCAUACAGACCCAUUAAACCAUGCAUAGUGUACUCGUUUGGAAUCAACUUCGACUUCAGUUUUGACGACGAUGUGGUGAAGAGUUACGAAUGUGAUGUCUAUUCGUUCGACCCAAGUAUGUCUAUGAAGACACAGAGAAGGAAAAGAAAAAACAUGUUUUAUAAAAUUGGUAUUGGAGGUAAAGACGAAACAAAUGAUAAAAAAUGGCAGUUGAUGACUCUAACUUCAAUACGCAAGAUGUUGAAUCAUUCUAAGUCCAUUAUUGACGUUUUAAAAAUGGAUGUUGAAAAAUCAGAAUGGGCUUCUGUACCUUCUAUGCUCGAAGCUGGAGAGCUCAAAACGGUUAGACAACUCUUACUGGAGUUCCACACAGGGUGGCAGAAAACGUACGAAGAAGGCCUCUCCAAGCUGAAGUUGAUGUCAGAUCUUGAACAACAUGGAUUUAGAAGAUUUGCAGUAAAUAAAAAUCCAAGUUGUAUGUUAAGAAUUCCACGCAUAUUUCCUCUGCUAAGGACUGGAUGCCAGGAAGUUCACUUUGUUAAUAUUAAUUUACUACCCUAGUAACUGUAUUAUAUAUAAUAUAUGUGAUAUAUGAAGAACAGUGUUACCUGUAUUGAUUUGUGAAACUGCUGGAGAGAGAUCACAUAACUUAACCCUUGAUCGAUAGGCUUGAAAAGACUCAAUCUGAUCAGAAAUUUGUGCUAAUUUAUUGACGGAAUAAUCCGUUAUGCUAGGCUCAGACUACCAACUUCCAGCAGAAAGUUGACCAACUUUCUGCUCUCACGACUUCUAUGACUGUCCAGUUGCUAGUCUGUGUGCACACUUAUAACUUAAUUGUCCUCGCAUACAACUGCUACGACCGAUUAGUUGUUAAUCUGAGCACACCCCAAGUCGAAAGUUGGGGAAAAUUACAAACGCAACUGUCCAGUGGGCCAACUUUCUGCUGCAGUUAAUAGUCUAACCCAAGCAUUACUCGCUCAAUAGCUGAUGUGUGUUUUUGUGCUGAGGUGACGUUAAUCAUUCAUUGAUUCAUUCAUUCGGUCGUGUGCAGAUCUACUAAUUUAGCAUUCCUUAUUUGUUAUGCAAAUUACAUUUGUCCCGUCAAAAAGGUUCGAGUCAAAUGACUAAAUCAUUGUUAACAUCUUCAUAUUUUGGGUGCAAUGCGUAUAUUUCAUUAAGGGCAUGAAAAGUAUCGAUCGCAUUGAAGAAGUGGGUAUAUAUACACAUAUACAUAUACACAUACACAUUUCUUUCUAUUUUAAAUUGAUCGCAGUAGCUACAAAAGGUUCAUCUAUACCAGAAAUAAUGUCGCACUGCCUCAAUUAAUAAUAUUGUGACGAACCAUGAUAUUUUGGGGUCAUUUGGGGACAAAGUCGAAGUCAUUAUUUAAUAUAGAAAGUACCUACCGUCUCAAUAUUAAGAUAGUCCGUCCGUGACAAAAGGUCAGUAUGAUUUUGUGGGGUUUUUCAUGUUAGCCUUGUUUUGUGCUGGUACUGGAAUACAUUUAACAUUAACAGAGGAUGUAUGUCUGUAUGUGAUACUUUUUCACGAUGGCAGCUCUCUACUUACAUUUACAUUUCAAUUUAUUUUCCUGCCUAUAUCAAAUUAAGGUUCAAACACGCUGUCCUGGGAACACACCUCAGCUGUCUGGCCCUGCGCUUAUAAAACGUAAAGUCCAGACUUUAAAGUAAUGCUAUU